CGUGACGUCACUUCCCCUGCCGGGAGGCGGCCGGCGGUACGGCGGCCGGGCGGCUGGCGGCGGAGCAGGAGCAAUGGAGAUGCAGUCGUACUAUGCCAAGCUCCUGGGAGAGCUCAACGAGCAGCGCAAGAGGGACUUCUUCUGCGACUGCAGCAUUAUCGUGGAGGGGAGGAUCUUCAAAGCGCACAAAAACAUCCUGUUUGCCAACAGUGGCUAUUUCCGAGCCCUCCUGAUCCACUACAUCCAAGAUAGUGGACGCCACAGCACCGCUUCUCUGGACAUUGUCACCUCGGAGGCUUUCUCCAUCAUCCUCGAUUUCCUCUACUCCGGGAAGCUGGAUCUCUGUGGGGAAAACGUGAUUGAGGUGAUGUCUGCAGCUAGCUAUUUGCAGAUGACCGAUGUGGUCAACUUCUGCAAAACGUAUAUAAGGUCUUCGUUAGAUAUUUGCAGGAAAAUAGAGAGAGAAGCUGCUUUCUAUCAGGCUGAUAGUGGGAGCGCUAGUUCUGCGAGAGAGGGCACCUCGUACGGCUCCAAGAGCCAGUGCUCUGCCUCUGUCUCUUCCCUGCAGGAAAAGGAAAGGAUUUCGGAUUGCCAGAGAGAUCCUCCCUGCGGUGAGUGCAGCAGCUGCCAUCCCCUGGAGCUUGUGGUCAGAGACCCUGUAAGCAGUGACUCUCCAGAUGACGUUAAUUCCUCGCUGCCUAAGGGGGUGGAACCCAAAGUGGAGUUUGACUCAGAUGAAGUAGAGGUAGAAGUGGGCGAACGGCUGCCGCAGUAUCAGACUCCGUUGUCCCUCGAGCAGAUGGAAGAGGGGCUGCACGGCGGGCAGGCGAUGGACCUGGCCUGCAAUAACUAUCAUAUGAAACAAUUCCUAGAGGCCCUGUUGCGCAACAGCUCAGCUCAGAGAAAGGAUGAUGUGGUUCAUCACUUUGUCCGGGGCUUUGAGGGUAGGCCAGAGGAUGCAGGGGUAGCCAUGAGUUCCAUGAUGGACAUUCACAGCGACUGGUAUGGUGAGGACACAGACUCACUUUUCAGCUGCUGGUCACCUGAGGUUUCACUGCUUUCCCAAGCGCAGCACUUGUUGGGAUGUCUCACGUUGGCAGGAAUAUCUCCAAGCAGCAGUGUCGGGGACCUGGAGAAGAAGAAGAUCAUAUCCAUAUGCAUUUCUCCUGAAGUGGACAAUAAGGAUUUGGGCAUUUUAUCUGCUUAUGGUGAUGUGUUAGUUGUGCCAAUCAAGCUUCACAAAUGUCCGUUCUGUCCCUACACGGCUAAACAGAAAGGAAUACUAAAACGGCACAUUCGCUCUCACACAGGUGAGAGACCCUACCCCUGUGAGACGUGUGGGAAACGUUUCACUCGGCAGGAACACCUUCGGAGUCAUGCUUUAAGUGUGCAUCGAUCAAACAAGCCAAUUAUCUGUAAAGGUUGCAGGAGAACAUUCACAAGUAGCCUGUCCCAAGGAUUGCGACGCUUUGGCUUGUGCGACAGCUGCACCUGUGUGACCACUACCCACGAGGACUCGAUGCCCAUUAACCUCAGCCUAAUGGAACCUUCAUCAGAAGGCCAAGAGAAGGGUGAUGCCGAUAACGAUUGGCCCAUAUAUGUGGAGUCUGGAGAGGAAAACGAUCCAGCUGAUGAUGAUGAUGCCGAUGGUGAUGACAAGCAGGAAAUCCACAGGAGUUUGUCAGACCGAGAAACGCUUAUGUAGCAGUGAGAGGAGAGCAGGAGCAUUUAAAGUGUCCCCGACAGUGGUCGGUCUGCAACAGAAAACUGCGUAUUUGCCCAUUUAGUGAGACUGUGCUGUUUUUUAUUAUUCCAUUUUUUAAUAGAAGAGUGGGGAGAACUGGAAUUUUUAAUACUUUUUAAGUUUUCAGUGCUGUGCACCAGCAAUCUGUGAAGCAUCUUCUGUCUGGGGUUCACAGAGGUUGUAGUUGAGCAAUUUCCAGUGGGGUGUCUGCCUCCUAGUUUUGAUUUUGCAGGUGGAGCACCUCUGUGUUGUUUUGAUAACAAGUUUCUUCAAAUAAUGCUGUCAUGGUCUUUAAUCCCUGAUGUGAAAGGGGCACCAUAUUCUCUCUGAAGAUUAUGUUAAAAGAAAUGUAGUUUUCAUUCAUUAUCUUGGGACUUUUCUAAACUAAGUUGUGAUCCUGCUGUAUUAGGACAGUAUUAUCUAAACUGUGAACCUUAAGUGUUUGUUUGGUGGAUUUGACCUGGAAACCAGGGCAGACAAACCAGGAUAAUGAAAAUAUGCUGCUGCUGAAAGCAUAGACAGAAUAAAUGUGUUUCACGUGUCCUUAAUUGCAGGUAUUUAGAGUACAAGCUUCUCUUUCAGAAUUGUUUUUACUGCAUCUUCCUCUCUCAAGAGCUUGGACUACAGAUCAUCAGAUGUGUCUUUCAUGUCAUUUAAACAUUAGUAGUCUUGGCUUAAGAAACAUUAAGCACACGUUAUGGUGUCUAGUGUCCUGGUCUCUCAGUUUAGAUUAAGUGAACUGCCCAAUUCUUUUCAGCUUUUUACAGUAGAAGUUAAAAGCUGUCAGCCAGGUUACUGGGGAAUUCUGAUUCUGGUAGAUUAAAUAGCCAGAUUGACAGGUGGUGUAGAUGAGGCGCAGUUAAAUAUAAAUAUAAAUAUCUGAGCUAUGCAUAUAAAAGAGCUCUGAAUACCCUUCUUGAAGCUAUUGAGUAGGAAAUCUCAGAAGUUUUUACUAGCCUCUUUGUAUGCAAAUCCUUUUCUUUCUCUUUGACUAUAUUUUCUUCUAGUCUUCAGUGAUCUCUCUCAUGCUUUAUGUUAUGUAAAUUUAUCCAAGUAUUUAUUUUAAAAAAACCAACAAGCCUCCAGUGUGGACCUCCUGUUUCUUUGCUAGGAUAAAUAACAGGUUGGUUUUCAAAGGAGGUGAGAUUUUUUUUACCUUUCCAGAAACAAGUUGAUAUAAGCUAUCAAAAAUCAAGCUAGGAAGCUUUAGAAGAAAACACACCACCAACAGAAAGCCUGUUUGCUUAUGGGUAACCUACUGUUUCCUAAUGAAGAGACAAAAACUGAAAUAUACUGUGAAAUAAGACUGUUAAUGCUUUUUUUUACUAUGUGGUUCGUAAGUGUUUGAUGAAAAUGCAAAUUGUAUGAGUCUUUCUCGCUGGAGUAAGUGCUAGAUCAGAAGCCUGUAGACAGACGUGGCUGACAGAGUGAGCAGUUCCUCCCGCUUAAGACAGUGCUUCUUGCAGGUUUUUUAGUGUAAAGACUUUACACUUGGAAAACGUGAGAUGGAACCUAAAAAACAAAGAGCCCUCUGAUUUAACCAGUUAGGGUUGGUUUUUGCAUGCCUUGUGCUUUUAUUUUACAUACUGAAGAAGAACAAUUCAGCUUCUCUAUCUGCUUCAUCCUUCAGAGAAACAGCAGUCCUAUGGUGAUGUUGCAAUUUGCGUGUGAGAGGUGAUUCUGAUAUCACAAGUACAGUUAAGAACUCAUUACCAGAUCAGGUAGGAUGAGGAAAGAACAAGCUUCUUUUUAAACAAGUGACUUUACUAGUGAUUCCUGAAAACAGCAGUAGGUAAAGAGACUUGAUUUGAAAUGGUCUGGUCCAAGUUCUUGAUGAGUGCCACCUUCACGAGAAGAUACUGGCAUCAUGUGCUACAUUUAUUUUCUGUAAUUUAGGUUGUAUAACCUUCAGUGGUCCCUGUUCCAGGCCAUCUGUAGAUUUGACUUUGCAGUAGCUGAACAGUAUCAUAUUGACACACUUCAUCACAGAAAUAUCACUGGGACAAGAUCUUUAAAAAAUUCAGGGCUCUGUAGCAGCCCCUAUUUGAGUCAUCUAAAUUAAGACCAUCAGAGACAACUCAUGUAGAUGCCAGAUUUGGAGCUGAGCUCCUCUGAAAAUCCUGCUGUGGUUUUGGGUCCCUAGCACUUUUGAAAAUGUGAGCAAAAUGUGGGCUUGUACAUCUUGCUGGCAAUUUUAAAAUGUCACCUGCAGCCUACCAGAGCUAGUCUUCUGGACUGCUACUCUUAUUUUUGUUGAGUCCAUCCAACAUCAGAGGGUGUGUCCUUUUGGUAUCGGCUUAUCUGAUAAAGGACGGACUUCUGCAUAUGAGAACACCUGAGAAAGAGCCACAGAUUAUCUGUGUUUGUGGGGAGACGGACUCGCUAAUGGAAGUGGGGCAAGACUAUAAAUAGGGAUCCAAAAUGAUGUUUAGUGACCAGGCAUCCCAACUUCUGGUCAUUCUAGCAUGAAGGUGCCACCUCGCUGUAAAUACUGGUAGAAGCCACUAGAUGUGGAGUAUCGGCUGAGCAUGGUUCUGACUAGUGCGCCACGAUGAAACUAUCAGGUUUGGCUUCUCACACAGCUGAGCUGUGCUGAGCUGCGGGCUAGCAAACUCUGAAUCCAUGAGGACAUUCGGAGUAGGGAAGAUUAACCUCUUGCAAAAGUCUGUAUGUAGUAAAAGCUGCAGGAAUGACUGCGGAGACCUUCCGUGAUUUUACUUCAACCUGCUUGCUUUGGUCUUAGAGAUUGUUCUUGUGUGUCUUGUGCGUAGAGAAUGGAAGUGUUAAGGUUUGUGUAACACUGGGUAGGGGGUGUGGGUGGGGGGUACACCGUUCACAUUCCAGAUGGCAAGUGACCACCAAAAUCGAUGUUUCCUAUUGAUCUGUCAUAUUGUGCUGCCUUGUUUUCAGUGGAGUCCUUCAGCCUUUGUAUUUGGAAGCGGAUGUAGUUUAUCCGCAUUCUUGUGA
This is a messenger RNA of Falco peregrinus (peregrine falcon), 4711 nucleotides long. RefSeq names its product zinc finger and BTB domain containing 8B (gene ZBTB8B). NCBI's taxonomy places the organism in Eukaryota, Metazoa, Chordata, Aves, Falconiformes, Falconidae. The transcript has 5 exons. The record is from RefSeq and is a predicted model, not a curated record. Bases 74 to 1705 code for a protein of 543 amino acids. Gene Ontology annotation, biological process: regulation of transcription by RNA polymerase II. Gene Ontology annotation, molecular function: DNA-binding transcription factor activity, RNA polymerase II-specific; protein binding; RNA polymerase II cis-regulatory region sequence-specific DNA binding.